CAAGCAGGAGCAGGAGGACAUCAGCAUUUAUAUUUUCUAUUACAAAUGGAGGAACAUAAAGAGGUUCAAUACUGUUUUCAAGACAGAAACUCUUCUUGCAGAAAGGCUUUGGUAUCGACAUCUAUCUACAUAACACUGUACAUCUUCUUCUCAUUGAUUUCAGCAGCUACAGUAUUUUUGAACAUACUGGUGAUCAUCUCCAUAUCUCACUUCAAGCAGCUCCACACUCCAACCAACCUGCUCAUCCUCUCUCUGGCUGUGUCAGAUCUCCUGGUGGGACUGAUUGUGAUACCUGUAAUGACUGUAGCAAUAAUGGAACCAUGCUGGGGUUUUGGGGAAUAUUUCUGUGUGUUUCUUCUCUACAUUAGUUGUUUGUGUACUUCUUUAUCUCUGGGCAGUUUGGUCUUGAUAUCUAUUGACCGCUAUGUUGCUGUGUGUGAUCCCUUAUUGUACCACUCUAAAAUAACAAUAACAAGAGUGAUGUGUUGUAUAUCCAUUACCUGGUGUUGUUCUAUCAUAUAUGAUGCUACUAUUAUAAAAGACAUUGUAAAUGUACAGGCACCCAGUCAGUGUUUGGAUGAAUGUUUUACUGGUGAAGGAUAUAUUUGGGGCAAUAUAAUUGACUUCAUAAUUUCAAUGGUUGUCCCAUGCUGUAUUAUUAUAACACUUUAUAUGAAAAUUUUUGUGGUGGCCAGAUCACAGGCCAGAAAG
Salmo salar (Atlantic salmon) is the source of this 711-nucleotide messenger RNA. RefSeq names its product trace amine-associated receptor 13c-like. Gene Ontology annotation, cellular component: membrane. Gene Ontology annotation, molecular function: trace-amine receptor activity. Gene Ontology annotation, biological process: G protein-coupled receptor signaling pathway. The record is from RefSeq and is a predicted model, not a curated record. NCBI's taxonomy places the organism in Eukaryota, Metazoa, Chordata, Actinopteri, Salmoniformes, Salmonidae.